This is a messenger RNA of Doryrhamphus excisus (bluestripe pipefish), 6416 nucleotides long. NCBI's taxonomy places the organism in Eukaryota, Metazoa, Chordata, Actinopteri, Syngnathiformes, Syngnathidae. The record is from RefSeq and is a predicted model, not a curated record.
CAUGUGCAGAAAAGCAUACGCCAUGAGCAAACGUCUACAUCAAGAACCUUCACGUGCGGAAGUCGGCAACAACGCACACGGUGCUGGACGGCGUGGAGAUCCCUGGAGACACCCCCACAGUCACGCAUGCGUUUGGUCAUCCGACUGUGAAGCUCCACUAACCGUACACGCUCGUCUUCACUUGUGGGGCAGACUUGAUGCUUGUUUGUCCGACGGCCUUUGAAAGCACCCAAGUCCCAAGUACUAGAAGAAGAAGAAGAAGAAGAAGAAGAAGGAGACCCGCAAGAGGAGGACGAACUCUGACCGCGCCGUUUUGGGAGUUGCAGCGUGGAGAAAGCGAAAGAGGAGGAAAAAGUCGUCCGGGACAUCUCCGAAAAAGACGCAACUGCUUUAAAGACGCCGUGUCCGUGAAGAAGAAAAAAAUUAUCCCGUCUCCAUGCGGUGUUGAGGAAUGACCAUUCGCCAUGGAAACCCAGUCCCAGGCCAGUUCCGCAGCUGAGAAGAAGAAGAGGGUGGAGACCAUCGUGGCGACCAAGGGCUCGUCAGCACGCAAUGACAUCAGCGAGAAGGCGGUGGCCUCCAGCACCACGUCUAACGAGGAUGACAGCUCGAGUUCGCCGUACCACCGCGAGAGGCGCAACGCCCUCAGCUCCACGACCGCGGCACCCGGCGCCCCCGUGACCGAGGAGCCCUCCACUUCCACGGAGGAGCGCCCGUCGCUGCUGAAGAAGGAGCUGCACGGCUCCUUGCCUCACCUGGCUGACCACGCCCUGCCGUACCGGGGAACGCUCUUUGCCAUGGACCCCCGCAACGGCUACUUGGAAUCGCAUUAUCCCGCACCGCAGUUCUUCCCGACCUUUCACCCUCCAGUGCCGAUCGACGACAGACACGCCCAGGGCCGUUACAUCUACGAGCCUUCGCCCGUGCCCCCUCUUCACGUGCCUCCCGCGCUGGCGGGGAGUCCGGCCUUCUCAGACAUCUCCCUCAUCCGGAUCUCGCCGCAGCGGAACCCGUCGGUGGGGGCGGAGUCGCCCUUUCACCCCUCGCACCCGUACAUCAACCCCUACGUGGACUACAUCCGCUCCCUGCAGCCCCUCGGCAGCCCCUCCAUCUCCGUGCUGUCGGCCACCAGAGGCCUCAGCCCCGCAGAUGCCCCGCACGCAGGCCUGACCCCCGCCGAGUACUACCACCAGAUGGCUCUGCUGGCCGGUCACCGGAGCCCCUACUCUGCCGACCUCCUCCCCUCCGUAGCAUCCUCGGCAGCGGCGGCGGCGGCAGCCAGCGGUGCCGGCGCUCUGCAUAUGGAGUACCUGCAGGCCAUGGACAGCUCUCGCUUCCCGAGCCCGAGGCUGCCGUCGCGGCCCAGCAGGAAGCGGCCGCUGCCCAUCUCGCCGCUGUCGGAGCACAGUUUCGACCUGCAGACCAUGAUCCGCAACUCGCCCAACUCGCUGGUCACCAUGCUCAACAACUCGCGCUCCAGCUCGUCCACCAGCGGCUCAUACGGACACCUCUCUGCCGGAGCCAUCAGCCCGGCGUUGAGCUUCGCCUACCCGCCCACGCCGGUGGCCUUGCACAUGCACCAGCAGCUGAUGAGCCGCCAGCCGGGCAUCGUGGGCUCCGCCUUCGGCCACAGCCCCCCGCUCAUCCACCCGACGCCGGCCUUCGCCACCCACCAGAGGCCCGUGUCCGGCUUCCCCGCCGCCGGGCUCCACGCCAACGAUCGUUCGGGCGUCUCGGGUGACUCCUCGCAGAUGAAACCAACCAGUGAAUCUGCGGUGAGCAGCACCGGCGACCCGAUGCACCACAAGCGCUCCAAAAUGAAACCGGAGGAGGAGCUGCCAAGCCCGGGAGCGGUUAGCAUACAGGAUCACCCCGAUGGCAUGACGCUGGUGAAGGAGGAAGGGGACAAGGACGAAGGAAAACAGGAGCCGGAGGUGGUUUACGAGACCAAUUGCCACUGGGAGAACUGCUGCCGCGAGUUCGAUACCCAAGAGCAGCUUGUGCAACACAUCAACAACGACCACAUCCACGGGGAGAAGAAGGAGUUUGUGUGUCGCUGGGAGGAAUGCUCCAGGGAGCAGAAGCCCUUCAAGGCCCAGUACAUGCUGGUGGUCCACAUGCGCAGGCAUACUGGGGAGAAACCUCACAAGUGCACCUUUGAGGGAUGCGCCAAGGCCUAUUCUCGUCUGGAAAACCUCAAGACUCACUUGCGUUCCCACACGGGCGAGAAGCCAUACGUGUGUGAACACGAAGGCUGCAACAAAGCCUUCUCCAACGCGUCGGACCGAGCCAAACAUCAAAAUCGUACACACUCCAACGAGAAACCGUACGUGUGCAAAAUCCCCGGCUGCACCAAACGCUACACGGACCCCAGCUCCUUACGCAAGCACGUGAAAACCGUGCACGGUCCCGAGGCGCACGUCACCAAGAAACAGCGUGGAGAUUACCCGCGGCCUCCGACGCAACCUCGGGAACCCGGCGCCAACAACCAGGGACGUUCUCCGGGGCAGCUGUCGCUGGGGGGCUACACGGACCAAAGGGAGUACAACCACGUUACCUCAAAACAGGACGACUGUCUGCAGGUCAAAUCCAUCAAGACGGAGAAGCCCAUGACGUCUCAGCCAAGCCCUGGCGGUCAGUCUACAUGCAGCAGUGACCAGUCCCCCGUCAGCACCUAUCCCAGCGGUGGAGUCCAGCUUACUGUGAGCGCCGGACGCUCGCCAGGGGAGGGGUUGGAGGAGGACGACGACGAGGUGGAUGAGGAUGAGGCAGAGGAGGAGCGCGAGGGCCAGCCGGCCCCCAUCAUGGACUCCACCGUCUCCACGGCGACGGCGGCCAUGCUGACGCUGCAGGCGAGGCGUAGCGUGGGCCGCCCGAUGCGCUGGAUGGAGCACCUCAAGAUGGAGAGGCUGAAGCAGGUGAACGGAGCGCUGCCCAGGCAGGGGCCCCUGUCCCCGACGCCGCCCCCUAAGGGUUCCAUACUCCCCACCAUCCAGGGGAAGGGUUCCUGUCUGGGUAAGCAGUGGACGGUAGCUGCUCCUCAGCCCCCCGCUCACCCCGAACUGGGCGGCACGGAGUUAACGGUGCUCAAUUUGCUCCGAGACCGGCGCGACAGCAGCGGGAGCGCCACCAGCUCCGCCUACCUGAGCAGCAGCCGCCGCUCCUCGGGCAUCUCCCCUUGCUUCUCCAGCCGCCGCUCCAGCCAGGCGUCCCAGAGCGAGGGCACGACGGCGGCCGCCCACCACCGCCGCCUCCACAACCUCAGCUCCACCGACUCGUACGACCCCAUCUCCACCGACGCCUCCCGUCGGUCCAGCGAGGCGAGCCAGUAUGGAGGCGGGUACGGAGCCGGAUAUGGCGGGGUACACUCGGGCGGCGUAUUUGGGGGCGGAGAAGGCGGGGGUUCACGGGGGAUGCUUAAUUUAACCCCAGCGCAGCACUACCACCUGAAGGCCAAGUAUGCUGCAGCGACCGGCGGCCCGCCCCCGACGCCGCUACCCAACAUGAAGACCCGCAUGGCCAUUAUGGACGGCGGCGCCAACCAGCCUCUGCCGCCCCUUGUCAGGCCCCACCGCUGCACUGACACCACCGUGGGACACUCGGGCUACAGGAGGCGGGUCUUGUACCCCGGCGAGGGGCCGCUGGGCGGCAACAGGAGAGCCAGCGACCCAGUGAGGACGCAGGCUUCUUCUGACAUCGGCUACCUGCCCCCGGUGCAGCGCUUCAACAGCCUGAGCAACCUCCACCCUCUUCCACCCCUGGCUCAGCACCCCAUGCCGGAAAUUCGGAACUUUAACCUGCAGAAUUACACUCGCUCAGAAGGGAACCUCCAGAAGAACUCCUCCUACACCCCCAGCAUCGCGGAGCACGCCGCUUUAGAAGCUCUGGCCAUGGAGGGUGACGGAGAGGCUUAUCAUCUCCUGGAGGAUGAAGAUAUACUCCCCGACGACAUGGUGCAGUAUCUCCGCUCGCAGGUGCAAGCAGACGGUGGACCCUACAUGCACAUUGAGGACCAGGUCUCCAGAGAUAGAGUACACCAGUCCAUGGAAGUGACGGAGCAGACCUUCCCGGGAAACCACUGCCUCCAACAGCAGCAGAGGAGGAGCCCCAGCGUGCUUCCUAUCCAGUGGAAUGAAGUCAGCUCCGGGAGCGCUGAACGUUCUCCUCAGAGGAACUGCGGAAAGUGGUCAGCUCAGGUUACAUCUGAACCUUUUGGAAGGUUUGGAAACAUGGUGGUCCAGCAACAGCAGCAGCAGCAGCAGCAUACCGCACUCGGAUUCCAGGUGGACCAGUCCCAAAGUGCUUGCACCGUCAACCCUGUGGUCAAGCUGGAGGGGUCUCCUACCUCCUGCAUGGAGAUGAGAGGAGCUGCUCCCGGCACCUUUGCUAGGUCACACUUCUCCAAACCCACAGAUGGACCUCUUCCGCCAAAGCAGAACCACUUCCACAAUAGUAGAGUCUCCUGCCAGGUGGGAAACAACCUCAUGCUCAGUCGGGCCUCCGCAGACCAUCUCCAGAACGUCUCCCAGGGCGGCGUCCUUCAUCACAAUCAGCACGGUCCACCCAUGAACAGGAACUCGGGGAGGAACCACCUCAACCCAAACCCCGGUCAAGCCCAUCGGUUUCAGAACGGUGGGGGUCUGUGUUCCCUCACACAGGAGGGGCUGAAACUGGAAGCUCCGGAACACGCGUACCUGCUGGAGCAUGACUUCAGUGAUCCCAUCUCCUUCCAGCAGACAAAUCCCAAGCCGGCAUCAUCAUUCCCGACAGUGGAGGACCACUACCUGCUGGACUCCAUAACCGGGGGGGACACAUCCACUUCGCUUCUGUCUCCCGGUUCCGACCAAGUGACCAGCACGGUGGAGGGCGCCACCGUGCUGGACGACGCCGCCGGUCUGGACUUCGGCGCCAUAAUGGAAGACGGCUUUGACCAGGGUAGCCUGGUGUCGGGGCCGCUGAGUCCCUCCAUGUUCCAGGGGCUUUCCAGGACGUCGUCGCGCCUGACCACCCCUCGCGCGUCGGCUACCUUUAACGCGGCGGCGCCGCCCCUCCACGCCGUGGCGCCCGGCGUCAACAACAUGGCCAUCGGAGACAUGAGUUCUCUUCUCAGUAGCCUCGCGGAGGAGAGCAAAUUCCUGGCCAUCAUGCAGUAGAUCCCUCCUCUCUCUCUCGCUCGCUCUUCUGGUGUACGUGAAGGUAAUUAGUAGUACUUUCCAAAACGUGUACUUCCAUUUCUUCUUUAGAAGUGGGAUUCAAAGGAUGUAUAGACAAAUAAAUCAUUCCUUUUACGGAAUUAAACCUUUUUCUACUUACGACAACGUGACAGUAUUCCCGCGUAUUUUCGCCAUUUUUACUGGUAAAAAAAAAAAAUGCAUGUAUUCAAGUGGAAAUACUGUCCUUAAAGCACAAACGUAUGUGCUUGUCACUCCGGGUCACACAAACUAUAUAUCAGGGGUGCGGUAACAUGCAGCUCGUGCGCUAUUAUUGGUCCACGGGAUGGUUUGUUUUCCGGUUCGCCGUGUUCAUAAACGUUACAAUACGGGCCCUCAGUGUUCCAGUCGCUGUCCUUGUCCGAAUAUACAUAGGAUAAUACAAUCAAGUUCUUCUACUUGGUGUGGUGAGGUACUCCAGUGUAAAUACUGUAACAGUGUUUUUAUAGUCUCUCUUUUUUGAGGUGCUUUGUGUUCUUUUUACGGACGCUGACGCUGGUACAACAGCACAUUUUUUUUUUGUGGUCUUGCAAUGCUGUACAGUGAUGUGUUUUUUUUUUGUUGCUCAUUUUUCUCCAAAGCUCUUAAAUUCCGAAUGUGUACCGCCAAGUAUUGCAGCGACGUCAUCACCAGUGUUAGUAUAUCGCCUUUUUUUACCUUUUUUUUAAAAUUUUAGUUUAACUUUUAUUUAGCGUCAAAGCAAUGAGGUACAUUUUUUAUUAUUAUUGUUUUUUGGUACUGUUUUUUUUUUUAUUAUUAUAGCCGGGCAUUGAUGGCUUUUUGUUUUUUUUUUUUAUUAAAAAAAACAAGAAAUUGUUUCCUUUUAAAGGAGGAAAUGACACUGAGGUAUGUGCCUUAAAUGUUUCAUUAAAAAAGAAGAAACACUGCCAAUCUUCCAUUGUGAAUAGUACAAAAAAAUAAACAUGAACAUUUAUAUUAAAAUGUCCAAUUAUGGGGAAAAGAUUUGUCAAAUGCAUUUUCAUUUAUUUUUGUUUUAAGUUUUCACCUUUUACUGUGUUUUUAUAUAUAAAUCUAUAUAAAUAAAAAUGUGUCCAUACAUGACACGUGUAGGUUUUAGCUGAGGGGUUUAAAAAAAAAAAGGGGGUACAACAUCCUGGGGCCAAAAACAGCAGGGACUCUGAAGGCCCUUCCAGCGGAGCCACUUGGCUCUUUUCUAAAUGACUACAAAUGUUUGUAUGGUUUUAA